This is a messenger RNA of Vicia faba (fava bean), 1401 nucleotides long. The record is from the annotation of a GenBank genome assembly. NCBI's taxonomy places the organism in Eukaryota, Viridiplantae, Streptophyta, Magnoliopsida, Fabales, Fabaceae.
AUGUCACGGAAGGGUUUGAUGGAACAAGACUUGAGUACAUUGGAUGUGACAAAAUUGCAUCCACUUUCUCCUGAAGUCAUAUCUCGGCAGGCUACUAUUAAUAUUGGCACCAUAGGUCAUGUGGCACAUGGCAAAUCAACAGUUGUGAAAGCAAUAUCGGGUGUUCAGACUGUGCGUUUUAAAAAUGAGUUGGAGCGUAACAUUACAAUCAAGCUUGGCUAUGCAAACGCAAAAAUAUAUAAGUGUGAAGAUGAACGAUGUCCAAGGCCUAUGUCCUACAAGGCUUAUGGAAGUGGAAAAGAAGAUAAUCCUAUGUGUGAUGUGCCAGGGUUUGAAAACUGCAGGAUGAAAUUGUUGAGACAUGUUUCUUUUGUCGAUUGCCCGGGUCAUGAUAUUCUCAUGGCUACAAUGCUUAAUGGAGCAGCAAUCAUGGACGGCGCUUUGCUACUCAUAGCUGCUAAUGAAAGCUGCCCACAACCACAAACCUCUGAGCAUUUAGCUGCUGUGGAAAUUAUGCGUCUUCAGCACAUGAUAAUCCUUCAAAACAAGGUUGACCUAAUUCAAGAGAAUGUGGCUAUCAAUCAGCAUGAAGCAAUUCAGAAGUUUAUACAAGGAACGGUUGCUGAUGGUGCACCUGUGGUACCUAUUUCAGCCCAAUUGAAGUAUAAUAUUGAUGUCGUGUGUGAGUAUAUCGUGAAAAAGAUCCCAAUUCCUGAAAGGAACUUUAUUUCUCCUCCUAAUAUGAUAGUAAUUCGGUCUUUUGAUGUCAAUAAACCUGGUUUUGAGGUUGAUGAAAUAAAAGGAGGCGUAGCUGGUGGAAGCAUUCUGAGGGGUGUUUUGAAGGUCAACCAAUUCAUUGAAGUUCGACCAGGAAUAGUUGUUAAAGACGAGAGUGGAAAUAUUAAGUGCACACCUAUAUACUCUAGAAUAGUUUCAUUGUAUGCUGAACAAAAUGAGCUUCAAUUUGCUGUGCCUGGAGGCCUAAUUGGUGUUGGAACAACAAUGGAUCCUACUUUGACUCGCGCUGACAGGUUGGUUGGGCAAGUUCUCGGAGAAGUUGGAUCACUACCUGAGGUUUUUGUUGAGCUUGAGGUAAACUUUUUCUUGCUUAGAAGGCUUCUUGGUGUCCGAACAAAAGGAUCCGAGAGACAGGGAAAGGUAUCUAAGCUGGCCAAAGCAGAAAUGCUAAUGUUGAACAUAGGAUCAAUGUCAACAGGAGCCAGAGUAAUAGCUGUGAAGAAUGACUUGGCAAAAUUGCAACUUACAUCUCCUGUGUGCACCAGCAGGGGUGAAAAGAUUGCACUCAGUCGACGUGUUGAGAAGCAUUGGCGUCUUAUCGGGUGGGGUCAAAUCCAAGCUGGAAUCACUAUUGAUGUCCCUCCUGCACCCAUCUUUAGUUGA